UACCAUAUAUGAUGACCCGAGCAUCAGUGCUCUCCCCAUUUACUUAGUUAUAAUGGCUUCGUUUAUGACUCUGGUCAAGAUACUAAGAAGCUAGCUUUAUUAUUUAGCGCACACUUACUGUGUCAUUCUUUACCAUAGCCGGCGCGGUCGAUGUGAUGCCCCCACCUUCGCAAUGAAUCCCAGCCCCGCGAUGAUGCCAACUACCCUGCCGACGAUGUCCUCUGAAUCGCCUAAACGUAAGCGAGCAUCGUCCGAAGAUUCUGAUUACCGCAGUCCUUCCGCUUCACCUACAUCAAGCGGCUCAAUCCCCAACCCCCAGGAAUCCAAGAUCCGGGAAGCAGAGGACUGGGGUCGAUACAGCCCGCGAGCGCUAGUCGCUGGUCGCUUGGGGCGAUUGGCUAUCCGCGGGGAUCAAUUUUCUACGUCGCCAGUGCCGUAUGGAGUAGAUCAGGGCAUAGUCGCACAUACGGCACAGUCGGGGAACUGGCCUACCUCAGACGGUGAUUCUCAUGAGUCUUACACCUUAUCCGAAGCGAACACCUCGAUGGAGAUUAGUCCCAGCCCAGGGGAGCUGUCAGAGUUUGCGGAAGCUACUCAGUCUCCUGAAAUUGCUAGAUCCGGAUCACCAUCUCCCAGAAAGAGACGAUCGACACCCAGCCCUCGCAAGAAGAAGCUCCCUACGACUUCUCCCAGGAUGCGUAGCCGCAGUGCAUCACCACCUCUUAUAACCGAUACAGCUGAGAACCCACUUACAUGGCAUGACUCGGAAAUCACGGGUCACAACCCGACUGAUCCUACUGACGACGGAUAUGGGCUGAAUGGAAUUGGUUUCAAACCGACUGCGGCAAUGGCUUGGGCCAGGUCAGAGAGGAGAAAGAAACAGGUCGCAGAAUGGAGGAGCCGUGAAGCCAGAGAGGCGCGCGAAAAGCGGCGAGAACGCCGAGACGGUGCCGACUUCGAGAGGAUACGGUCUAUCCAAUCUGGUGCCAUUCAGAAAAGGGUCAAGUUUGACGUCUAGAUGCGGAUUUCACAUGAGUAUGCAUAUGCGUAUGAACACCCUUGUCUCGAGACACACCUUCUAUCCUUUACGAUAUCCCUAACACUUCUGGAGUUUAUCGGUUAUUAUGGCUUUAUCGAAACGGGCGUUGGAUUGAAAUAAUCGACACGAGACAUGACAUCACAACUUCAAGGUUGGAUAGGGUAGCAGCCCCUAAUAUAGAGAGGAAUAUGUACUUUUGCAACCAGCCCAC
Aspergillus costaricaensis CBS 115574 is the source of this 1250-nucleotide messenger RNA. RefSeq lists its product as uncharacterized. Bases 173 to 1018 code for a protein of 281 amino acids. The transcript has a single exon. Lineage: Eukaryota; Fungi; Ascomycota; Eurotiomycetes; Eurotiales; Aspergillaceae. The record is from RefSeq and is a predicted model, not a curated record.